Molecule: messenger RNA, 2409 nt
Organism: Penaeus monodon (black tiger shrimp)
Lineage: Eukaryota; Metazoa; Arthropoda; Malacostraca; Decapoda; Penaeidae
Exons: 16
Coding region: 42-2192 (716 amino acids)
Biological process (GO): cell-matrix adhesion
Cellular component (GO): cell surface
Source: RefSeq, a predicted model, not a curated record
CAAAAUCCUUCCUUCCACAGGCACGCGAGUUAAUAAAAGCGAUGCUGAAUACCAGCAACAACGUGGCGAGUCUCCCCCAGAGUGUGUACCCCUUGCUGGACGGGGCGCAACUGGAGGGGCAGGAUAAACCGGUCUUGGAGAAGCUCUUGGCUGAGGCAAAGAAGCAGGGCGUCCAACUCACAGCUGACCAGGCGGCAGUGUUCCCGGUUCAGUUCGUGCCAGGAGACAUGCUGAACAUGCCGGCGACGGUGAAGUCCGGCGUUUCGACCAAGGCCCUGAGCGGUCUUUCAACAGCCAACCUCAAGGAUUUCACGAAGGACCUUCCUCCUUCUGCGCCCGCCAGUCUGAUGGCGGCCAAGACGGCGUGGGCGGGGAAGACGAAGAUCACCACUAGCGACGUGAAGAGCAACAUGGACGUCCUGAACCUUCUGCCUCCUUCCGCUGCCAUGAAAGUCGAAUCAGCUGACGUCACGGAAGUGUUGGAGAUGAUGGCGUCAGCGCCCCGUCAGCCUUCUAUGACCGUAUGCCGUGUCAUGAAGGACAAACUGAUGGAAGUCCUCAAAAACAACACAGGCGUAGACGAACCGGAUGAAGUUGCGCUGAUACUUACUCCCACAGAGGUCGAGAACACUCCACCCUGCGUCCUGGCAGCUCUUGGACCAGAAGCGCUGGAUAAGAUGCCUCCCGAGCAGAUGGGGAUGAUUAUGUCGCGGAUGGUUGCACGCAAGAAUACCAUGAGCAUGACCAAGGCUGCCAGACAGAAAAUCCUCGACCGUGCGCUGGGAAACAAGCCCCAGCUGGAAAUGGGAGAUAUAGAAAUGCUGGGAGAGGCAGCUUUGGACCUACCGGCUGACCGCAUCAGGAGCCUGUCGAAAAGCGGGGCCGAGGUCUUGGUUAACAAAGCCAAUAAUGUCUUCAGCUCUGGAAUGACACCCUGUCUGUCAGGUGAAGAAAGGAGCGCUAUGGCUGAUGCUGUCAAGAAAGUCAAGGGAGAGUUCAGGGACUGGCAAGACGCGAAGGAUGUGUGCUGCCUGAUGAUGUUCCUCGAGGGCUCUCAGUUCAACAUGAUCCCCCCCGACGUAGCUAGCUCCUGCACCUGCCCCCCUCCUCCUCCGGGCACCAAGGACGUGGUCGACUCCCUCGAGAGCAUGUGCGCUUCGGAAAUGGGUAAAAACGCAGUCGAGGAAAGCAUGAAAGCGGCAAAAGACCUGGAGGAGAGGCAGAUCGAGGCGGCGCUCAAGAACCUCGGAGACUUCAGCACGACGGCGCGCAGGAGGAGAAGAUCCACCGGCAUCACCGCGUGCGACAGAGCUGCCGUUGGCGGGGCCUCUGUACUGACCGCCUCCGAGAUCCAGGCCAUGCCCGCCGCGGACGUCGCAGGCUGCCUGUCCGACCUGACACAAAUGGAGAUGGAAACUGAUAAGGCGAAGGCAAUCAUCGCGAAAGUGAAGGAGUUGCGAGGGAACCUGACGGCCCUGAAGAAGGAGGACUUGCUGCGGCUGGACUGGGCCUACAAGGGUCUGAUGGCGAGCGAGGCCGAUAUGUUGCCGGCCCUUUCCGACGUCAUUGUGGUCACCAAUCUCGGACAGUAUUGGGAUAUGGAAGCAGGCACGUUGAAAGCCUUGGCGGCCAAAGUGGUCAAAGAUUUCAAGGCUCCAGCUGGCAUGAACGGAGAGGAGUUGUCUAAGGUGAACCAGCUGGUGUGUGGCUUCACGAAAGAGCAGGCCGACAGCAUAACAACAGAGGCAUUUAGUUCCGCGGUGGUGACUCUUCGCCAGCUGGAGGACUGCCCUGACGAGGUCAUAAGAGCCCUGGCGGCGAAGGCGAAGACCAGCUACGGCGCCUUCAGCACUUGGGACGCCGCCAAGUUGAGCGAAAUGGGCAAGCUGGUUGGAGGACUGAAUCCUGAGGAUCUCAAGGGCAUCCCAGCAGAAGCCUUUGCAGGACUCACCCCUGAGGGCAUGCAGUCCAUCUCUCCUGAUGCUGUGGGGGUCCUGGAAGUGAAGCAGCUCAACAACCUCGAUACCCUGACGGCCAUGGCGAUCACAGACGAGCAAAAAGCCAAAUUCACCGGCGAAAUGAAAGAAGCGCUGGAAUAUUUGCUUCCGAAAAAGAGGAACGGGGCAAUUGAAACUGCUGUGAUGUCGCUGACAACGCUGCUUCUCCUGGUCUCGCUGAACCUCCUGCUGUAGAUGACGAUUCACGAGAAGCUAUCUCAACCCCCCUUUCCGUCACCAGCCAUCAUUGUCAGCGUUUACAUGUCAUCGGCACCUGACUCCACUGCGGAAACUUAUCAUCACGAACACUAGAUUAUUCUCUUCUCUUAUCCUAACAACCGCUUGGAUUCCCACUUACCCAGAUCACAUUAUCUCUGUCACCGUAAGAUGAGUCGGGUGAUCCAGCAGCAGC